GACGUCAUUUCCGCUUCCGUCAGAGUCGAUGUUCUACAUUUUCAUCCUGAAUCAUUCUCUUUUGCUGUGAACCUUCGAAGGGAUCGGUCGUGUUACUUUAGCUGUUCAAUUGAAUUUGCAAAUUUACAUUUUCAAGUGUAUUUGAAGUAUUAAUAUCGUCUUGAUUGAAAUAAAUUUCGUGGUUUGUUCAAAAGAAAGUAAUUAUGUCUUACAAUCAACAAAGUGGUGGAAGUUUCCAACCUCGCUCUUCCGGUUUUUCCAAUUUUAAUUCUGGGGGCGGUUUUAGAAACGGGGGUGGGUAUAAUAAAUCGGGAGGUAAUUUUAAUAGUAAUGGUGGGGGAUAUAAAAAUGACUCGUAUUCUAAACCAUACGGGCAAAAUAAUUUCCAGAAUCGUAACGGGGGUGGAUAUCAGAAUAGCUUUAGAAACGAUAGAUUCGAUAAUGAGAGGAACGGUUUGAGAAAAGUAGAAUGGGGAACUAAAAAUUUGCGCCCCGUCGAGAAACACUUUUAUGUACCUCAUCCCGUGGUAGCAGGCCGAACGCCUUUCGAAGUCGAACAGUUUCGUAAAGCAAAAGAAAUCACUGUAGAAGGUGAAUCUCCUAAUCCUAUUCAGAAUUUCGAUGAAGCCAAUUUUCCUGAUUACAUCUUAACUGAAAUCUUUAACAAAGGGUAUGAAGCACCUACUGCUAUUCAAUCUCAAGGGUGGCCGAUUGCCAUGAGCGGACAUGACAUGGUAGGUAUUGCGCAAACAGGAUCAGGAAAAACGUUAGCGUACAUAUUACCUGCUGCAAUUCAUAUCAAUAACCAACCUCCAUUGAAUAAAGGCGAAGGACCGAUCGUUUUAGUCCUUGCCCCUACACGAGAACUCGCACAACAGAUUCAAGAGGUUUCCAAUGAUUUUGGUAGGUCAACUAAUAUUCGUAAUAGUUGUAUCUUUGGCGGCGCUCCCAAAGGGCCCCAAGCUCGUGAUCUACAAAGAGGUAUUGAAAUUUGCAUUGCUACACCUGGUCGUUUGAUUGAUUUCUUGGAAAAGGGAGCCACCAAUUUAGAAAGAUGCACUUACUUAGUCUUGGACGAAGCUGAUAGAAUGUUGGAUAUGGGAUUUGAACCCCAAAUUCGUAAAAUUCUUAGUCAGGUGAGACCAGACCGUCAAACGCUUAUGUGGUCAGCUACUUGGCCCAAAGAAGUGAAAAAGUUGGCAUCAGAUUUCAUGAAAAAUCCCAUUCAAAUAAACGUUGGAUCCAAGAAUUUAUCUGCUAAUAACAAUAUUGUUCAGAUCGUCGAUGUCUGCCAGGAACACGAAAAGGAAACAAAGUUAGGAUCUCUGCUACGAGAAAUUAACGCCAACCCGGAACCUGGUUCCAAGAUAAUAAUUUUUGUUGAAACUAAAAAGAAAGUUGAAGGAAUUACACGAUCUAUAAGAAGUGUAGGUUGGUCGGCAUUAGCAAUGCACGGAGAUAAAAGCCAACAGGAACGUGAUUACGUUUUAAAAGAAUUUAGAUCAGGAAAAUCUUCUAUAUUAGUAGCUACUGAUGUAGCAGCGCGUGGGUUAGAUGUUGAAGGGAUAAAAUACGUUGUAAAUUACGAUUAUCCCCAUUCUUCUGAAGACUAUAUACAUAGAAUUGGCAGAACAGGUCGUUCCGAUUCUAUCGGUACAUCCUACGCAUUUUUCACACCUUCCAAUUUCAAACACGCUAGGGAUUUGGUGUCCGUCCUCAAUGAAACUAAUCAGGUUGUAAAUCCAAAAUUGAAUGAAAUAGCCAAUAAAACGAAUAAUUUCGGUAAAGGGGGUUCCCGAUGGGGAAAUGGUGGAUUUAAUAAGGGUGGUUAUAAUCAGGGUUUUAAGAAAUUCAGUGUUCCCAAUACAUACCAGAAAGGAUACAACAAUGGUAAGAUAUUCAAAUAUUUCCAUUGUUUCCAGAAACAAAUUCAUUUUCACUGUAUGAAGAUUAUUUAUUUUCUUAUCAUUGAUUAUUUUUUCUUUUUGUUUCAGGGUAUUAAGUAUGUGUAAUCGUGUAUACAGGUGUAUUACGUUGGAUUUUUUUAAAUAUUUAUCAGUAUUAGAAUGCAUAUUGUAAAUGCAUUUUUCGUUAAAUAAUUUUUUUUAUAAUUUGAUAUGACAUGUAAUAUUUAGAACAGUUUUACUCCCUAUGUAGAAUCCCUCUGUUGAUUUUUCUCAUAUUAGUUUUACCCAAUGAAAUGGAGACUAAAAAUUUCGAUCAACUGUAGGAUUCUUAUUGAUUUAAUGAGGGACUGGAGAAUCUGACUCUAUAUCUGAUAGGUUACUCAGAACCUUUUGUCCUACACAAAUUUUUUUGUGGUUGUAAUUCUGUGAUAAAUUAUUUAUUUCUAGAUUAAAAGAUUACUUUGACUGUAUGUGCGAAGUACACAAUAAAGCAGAUUAAAGAGUAUAAA
Messenger RNA from Diorhabda sublineata, 2416 nucleotides. RefSeq names its product ATP-dependent RNA helicase p62-like. Lineage: Eukaryota; Metazoa; Arthropoda; Insecta; Coleoptera; Chrysomelidae. The record is from RefSeq and is a predicted model, not a curated record. Gene Ontology annotation, cellular component: nucleus; cytoplasm; ribonucleoprotein complex. Gene Ontology annotation, molecular function: ATP binding; RNA helicase activity; RNA binding. The coding region runs from base 204 to 2012 and encodes 602 amino acids. The transcript is spliced from 5 exons.